This is a messenger RNA of Phymastichus coffea, 2570 nucleotides long. RefSeq names its product protein O-mannosyltransferase 1 (gene rt). The record is from RefSeq and is a predicted model, not a curated record. The transcript has 10 exons. Bases 219 to 2570 code for a protein of 783 amino acids. Gene Ontology annotation, cellular component: membrane; endoplasmic reticulum. Gene Ontology annotation, biological process: protein O-linked glycosylation via mannose. Gene Ontology annotation, molecular function: dolichyl-phosphate-mannose-protein mannosyltransferase activity. NCBI's taxonomy places the organism in Eukaryota, Metazoa, Arthropoda, Insecta, Hymenoptera, Eulophidae.
UGUCGAGUCUUCAUCGUGGAAGGCUUGUGGAGAGAUUUUUUCACGGGCUGAGAACUAAAGGAGAAAGGCAUUCUCUCCCUCUUUCUCUCUCUCUUUUAGACUAAUCCUUUAUUCGGUAUUGCCAUUGGUCAUGAAGAAUUUUUAAUAUCGUGGAUAAGAAUAUCCACGUUGACAGUUUCCUUACGCACAAAAACUGUGCUGUUUUCUUUACAAUAACAAUGGAAGUACGGCGAAGAAAUAAAGGUAAAAGCAAUGAUGCCAGCAGACAAACGACUAAAGAAAUUAGUAGUAGUGAAGAUGAUCAUUCCGCAAUAACAAGCGUGAUUGAUGACUUUAAACAUGAAGAGACAGAUAAUAAACCAAUUGAACAAAGUAUUAUUGAACAAAAAUGUGAACAAGUGAACAAAAAAUUAACUAGUAUAAAGAUAAAUUUUGAGAUUGAUCUGUUAGCAGUAUUACUAUUAUUUUUGGGUCUAACUACGCGUCUGUAUCGACUAGAAGAACCUAAAAAUAUAGUAUUUGAUGAGUUGCAUUAUGGAAAAUAUGUUAGUUUAUACAUGAAAAAAACUUUCUUCUUUGAUUCUCACCCACCUCUUGGUAAGCAACUUAUAUCUGCUGCUGCGUACCUGGUAGGAUUUGAUGGCAAUUACAAAUUUGAUAGAAUUGGAUCCCCAUACAAUGACAAUGUUCCUCUAUUUGUUCUGAGAGUUAUUCCAGCACUAUGUGGAAGUUUAAACAUUCCAACAGUAUAUCAUUUAGCUUUAGAAUUGGGCUUGAGACAGUGGAGUGCUGCUAUAGCAGCAUUAUUAUUGUUGUUUGACAAUGCACUCUUGACUCAAUCAAGAUUCAUUCUGAUGGAAAGUAUUUUAAUACAGUUCUCACUGAUGGGUUUACUUUGCAUUUUAAAAUUUAGAAAAGUGAUGGAUAAACCAAUGACUUUUGCUUGGUGGUUCUGGUUAGUGGUGGGAACAAUCAAUUUGACUUGUGCCUUAUGUGUUAAGUAUGUCGGAUUUUAUACACUGCUACUUGCUCUCUAUGUUAUUGGAAGGGACUACUGGUCAUUGUUACCAAGAAAAACUCUAUCUAUUUUAAGUUUAUACUUGCAUUUAUUUGCAAGAUUGUUUGCGAUAGGCUUAGCUAUUAGUUUUAUUUACUUGGGUGUGUUCUAUAUUCAUUUGUCAGUACUUACUAAGGCUGGACCGCAUGAUUCUGUCAUGACAAGUGCUUUCCAAGCAAGUUUGGAAGGAGGCUUGGCAAGUAUUACCAAAGGACAGCCUCUUGAAGUAACUCAUGGAUCUCAAGUCACUUUGAGACACACGCACGGCAGAGCUUGUUGGCUGCAUAGUCACGAUCACGUGUAUCCCUUACGAUAUGCUGAUGGACGUGGAAGUUCUCACCAGCAACAGGUCACAUGUUACUCGUUCAAAGACGUUAACAAUUGGUGGAUCGUAAAAAGACCAGAUGUAAACGACUUGGUGGUGAACAAACCCAGUGAACCAAUUCGUCAUGGAGAUGUGAUACAACUGGUUCACGGAAUUACAAGUAGAGCUUUAAAUUCACAUGAUGUUGCAGCUCCCAUGACCCCACAAAGUCAAGAAGUCUCUUGCUACAUUGAUUAUAAUGUAUCUAUGCCCGCUCAAAACAUGUGGAGGCUAGAAAUUGCAAACAGGGAUCAAGUUGGGAACGUCUGGCAUGCAAUUCAGUCACAAGUACGUUUGAUCCACGUGAAUUCAGAUUACGCUUUAAAAUUUAGCGGGCGACAAUUGGCUGAUUGGGGAUUUAAUCAGCAUGAAGUAGUAGCCGAUAGGCACGUAGAUCAAUCAGAUUCUAUUUGGAAUGUCGAAGAGCAUCGUUAUACGAAAAACGAAGACCAAAAACAGCGUGAAAGAGAGCUUCUCAAUGCAGAAAUGAUACCACUAACUGCUACAAGCUUGAGCUUUUGGGAUAAAUUUAUAGAGUUACAGAUGAAGAUGUUAUUUGGCGGCCAAGAUGUUCAAAAUAGCCAUAUGUACUCUAGUAGUCCUUUAGAGUGGCCUACUAUGACGAGAGGUAUCGCGUAUUGGGUGUCGACGAAGAGCAAUGCUCAAGUUCAUUUACUAGGAAACAUAAUCAUUUGGUAUUCAGGAACGCUAGCCGUUCUAGCUUAUUCAUUUCUACUAGUUUUUUAUACGAUGAGACGUCGAAGAUUGUGCUAUGAUAUUGACGAAAGGGAGUGGAAUCGAUUUGUUGCUAUUGGUGAAGUUUUGUUUGCUGGUUAUUUAGUUCAUUAUCUUCCAUUUUUCGUCAUCGAGCGAACUUUAUUCUUGCAUCAUUAUUUACCCGCAUUUGUUUUCAAAGUUCUAUUGACUGCUGCCGUUGUGGAUCACGUACAUUACAUUCUGAGUACUUACGUACACUUGAAGAUUGUUUCAGCAUUGUUCAGAUUGCUUUUGAUAGCUUGGAUGAUUGUUAUUGCGAUGGUCUUUCGAAAAUUUACUGCGCUUAGUUAUGGCGUAACACCGUUGUCAGCUAAAGAAGUUUUGAAACUGAGGUGGAAUGAAGAAUGGGACUUCAUUAUACACAAAACUUGA